UUGGCAGGAUAUUUAACUUUAUGCCAUUCAAAUUACUCUUAAACACCACAUCUGUAGAACACUGGGGAUAAACUGAAAUAUAGCCCUAAUGGAAAACCCCUAUGCCGGUGCUGUCCUCAAAGAAGAAAAGAAAAAAACUGAGAUGUAGUUUCCUCCUCCUGCUUCUGCUGUCCACACACCAGCUGCCCUCUCCUUUUGUUUACUCCUCAUGCAGCACUAAGGUUACCAUGUCAUGGUUGGGACACAUCCGUCACAAGAAAGUUUCUGGGAAGUGGCGGCUAAUGUUAGCAAUGUAGCCAGGGGAAUUUUUUGUACUUUCUGCGGAUAUUAAAACUUUCAUACAUUGCAGGUGUUGUAUGAAUAUUCAGUCAUGCACCACAUUAGUGCCUUAGACUGGGGAUCUGGAGCUGGAAGGAUGAUAUCACUAAACACGCCAUCUCUGCUUUUGUGAGACCUAGUCAAAAGAGAGUAAAACAGGGACUGAAAGAAGGAUGUUCCGACAAUCAGAGCAAGGCAGGAGGCGUGUGAAUGCCCAGCCAUCUGCACGCAUAAGAGAGGUGGAGGUUGCACGGGGAAGAACAGGCUAUGGCUUUACACUAUCUGGUCAGUCUCCGUGUGUGCUAAAUUGCAUCCUGAAAGGUAGUCCGGCUGAUUAUGUGGGACUUUGCUCUGGGGAUCAGAUACUGAGUGUGAACGACAUUAAUGUGUCCAAAGCAUCUCACGAGGAUGUUGUCAAGCUGAUUGGCCGCUGCACGGGUGUCUUAUAUUUGGUCAUUGCUGAAGGCAGUAAUAACAAUGCACAUCUAGAUUCAUGUUCAAGUGAUGAAGAAUUGGGGUUCCAUGACCACAAGAGCCACUGGUUGCGGCCAAAGAUGGACUCGAAGACACUAGGCAUAAACCGUGCAGAACGUGUUGUAGCGGAAAUGCAAUCUGGUGGAAUCUUUAACAUGAUCUUUGAAAAUUCCAGCCACUCAUCCAGCAGCUCGGAGAAAGCAGUAGCUUGUGCCUCUGCUUCUAAAACAAGAGCUCUCUCAGAGACCGAUUUCUCGUACGGUAAUGCUGGCACCCGACAGAGUGAUCCCAACACGCUCACUGAAGAGGAGAUGGCCAAAGUGCUCAAUGAUGACUCUGUGUUUGUUGAUGUGUUUGAACAGCAAGAUGAAUUUGCCCUGUUGCAAAAUGCAGACUCUGCGGGUAUACUCAACGUUGGGAUGGUUGUGGGAUAUUUGGGAUCUAUUGAAUUAGCUUCAACAAGUGCCAAUUUGGAAAGUGACAGCCUGCAGGCGAUUCGUGGCUGUAUGCGGCGUCUGCGCGCAGAACAAAAAGUACACUCGUUGGUCCUGCUCAAAGUCAUGCAUGAUUGUGUACAGCUAUGCAACGAUCGAGGCGCUGUUCUAGCUACUUACCCUGCAGAAAAGUUAGCAUUCAGCGCUGUUUGUCCAGAUGACCGCCGCUUCUUUGGCCUUGUCACAAUGCAAGCCACAAAUGCACAUGCCAUGAAUAGACUUGGUGAAGAGGAGCAAGGUUUGCGUACGUCUUGUCAUGUGUUUAUUGUAGACCCGGAACUCUGUCAUCAUAAGAUCCACCAAGGUGUAGCCCGACGCUUUGGCUUUGACUGCACACCAGACCCAGACACUGGUGGCUGCUUGGAGUUCCCACCGACUUCCCAGCCGCUUCUACAGUUUGUGUCCGUACUGUACCGUGAUAUGGGAGAAUCUAUAGAGGGUAUGCGAGCUCGAGCUUUCCUCGAUGGUGAUCUAGAUGCUCAGCAGAACAACAGCACAAGCAGCAACAGUGACAGUGGCAUCGGCAACUUCCUGCCAGAGGAGAAGAGCAACCGAGUCCUCUUGGUUGACUUGGGAGCAAACCCUAGUCGACAUGUUCCCACAGGACUAUGGGAAAACCCACCAGGACCUCGUAGCCAAAGUGUCCUAGGAGGUCUUCCAUCGCCGCCGCCAGUCUCGCAUCGUAAUGGCUACCGUUCUGACCAGUUUGUAGAUCAUCCUCUGCCCCAUCCACAUUCCCACGCAGACCUAACUUUGCUUUCUAGCAGGCAUUUAAACUCCUCCUCACGGCUGGAUGUGUCAGGCAUUCCUUCACGUUCCCACUUUUCCGCCCAUGGCAAGAAGGUGACAGGAGCAUCAGACCACCGCUGGCUGCCAGUUCACGUCCUGAGAGACUGGCGUCAGGGACACAGCAGUGAUCAGGAGUCUUAUGCAGAAUCCACAGACGGAUGGUCCAGUGCUAACUGUAGCACCCUGCCACCACCCAUGAGUAAGAUUCCAGCCGACCGGUACCGUGCUGCAGGCGAGAUUGCCUCACAGCCUCACCGACUCCAUGCACGGAAGGACGAGUGGGCAAAGAAGCUGUUCGGGGAGAAGAGUCUGCGAGAGCAUCAGCAACAAUCGAACGAUUGCAGAAGAAUGAAAGAUUCAGAAAAAAAGGGUGGAAGAUUUAAAAGCAUUACUAUGGGCUUUCCUCAGCGUUCCUCAGGCAGACGAUCUUUUGGACGUUCCAAGCGUCUCAGUAUGGCUCGUUCCCUUGAUGACCUUGAGCAUUCCGAUCCUAUCACUCGGAGGGUAGGGAAUGAUUACAUAAGGAAUGAGUGA
Carassius carassius (crucian carp) is the source of this 2609-nucleotide messenger RNA. Its product is annotated as regulator of G-protein signaling 12-like. Gene Ontology annotation, molecular function: protein binding; GTPase activator activity. NCBI's taxonomy places the organism in Eukaryota, Metazoa, Chordata, Actinopteri, Cypriniformes, Cyprinidae. The transcript has 5 exons. The record is from RefSeq and is a predicted model, not a curated record. Bases 492 to 2609 code for a protein of 705 amino acids.